GCCAGGUACAGUUAACCUGGACACAUUUUCAUUGACUGGUCUGUAGCGCUCGGUAAAAGAAAUACCACCAUUCUCUUACACUCGCUCUUAUAUCGUCUAUAAAAUCACAGAGCCCGAGAGAGUGACAGAGAGAGAGAGGGAGUUUCGCUGCGACAAGUAUUUCGCUAUCAAGCGUUUUUUCGGGUUUUCGGCAGCGGAGGAGGCGAUAGAGACGGAGAACACAGAGAGAUCGAGAGAUGGCGACGGAUGUAGUGGUGCUCCAACAUGGUGAAGUAAGCAAUGGAAACGCAUGUUGCAAGAAGGGACCGGGUUACGCCACCCCGAUUGAGGCCAUGUCUGGACCAAAAGAAGCUCUCAUCUACGUCACCUGCAUCUACACUGGAACUGGUAUACAGAAGCCUGAUUAUCUGGCAACGGUGGACGUUGACCCAAACUCUCCUACAUAUUCAAAAGUUAUCCAUAGGCUGCCUAUGAAAUAUUUAGGUGAUGAACUUCAUCAUUCAGGGUGGAAUUCAUGCAGCUCCUGCCAUGGGGAUCCUUCUACAGAUCGGCGUUAUCUGGUCCUACCUUCACUGAUAUCUGGCCGCAUUUAUGUGAUUGAUACAAAAACAAAUCCAAAGGCACCUGCGCUGCAUAAGGUUGUAGAACCAGCAGAAAUUGUUCAGAAGACAGGAUUAGCUUAUCCACACACUUCCCAUUGCCUUGCUUCUGGUGAUAUACUGGUGUCUUGCCUUGGAGAUGAGGACGGAAAUGCUGAGGGAAAUGGAUUUCUUCUCCUUGACUCAGAAUUCAACAUCAAAGGAAGGUGGGAGAAGCCCGGACAUAGUCCUCUCUUUGGAUAUGAUUUCUGGUACCAACCACGACAUAAAACAAUGAUCAGCUCAUCAUGGGGAGCACCUGCGGCAUUUACAAAAGGUUUCAACCCUCAGCAUGUUUCAGAUGGUUUGUACGGGAGGCAUCUGUAUGUGUAUAGCUGGCCGGAUGGUGAAAAGAAACAAACAAUGGAUCUUGGAAGCACUGGCCUCAUACCCUUGGAGAUUAGGUUCUUGCAUGAUCCCUCUAAAGAUACAGGGUUUGUUGGGUGUGCCUUAACGAGUAACAUGGUGAGGUUUUUCCAAACGGAGGAUGGAUCAUGGAGCCACGAGGUGGCAAUUUCAGUCAAACCCUUGAAGGUGCAAAAUUGGAUCCUUCCCGAGAUGCCUGGGCUUAUAACUGACUUUCUGAUUUCUCUAGAUGACCGUUUUCUUUACUUUUCGAAUUGGCUUCAUGGAGAUGUUCGGCAAUAUAAUAUUGAGGAUCCAAAAAAUCCUGUAUUGACUGGCCAAGUAUGGGUUGGGGGAUUGAUUAAGAAGGGAAGCCCUGUUGUGGCUGUGGGUGAAGAUGGAAAGACAUGGCAGUGUGAGGUUCCCGAUGUUCAGGGACAUGAAUUGAGAGGGGGACCUCAGAUGAUCCAGUUGAGUUUAGAUGGGAAGCGGUUGUACGUCACCAACUCACUUUUCAGUGAAUGGGAUCGACAAUUUUAUCCUGGCCUCAUGGAAAAAGGAUCCCACAUGCUGCAGAUUGAUGUGCACACUGAGAAAGGUGGUCUCUCCAUAAACCCUAGCUUUUUUGUGGAUUUUGGAGCUGAACCUGACGGCCCUUCCCUAGCUCAUGAAAUGAGAUAUCCUGGUGGUGACUGCACUUCGGAUAUAUGGAUUUAAAGGUCACAUAUUUCAAUCUUUCAUGCCAGUGGAGAUGGGUUUGAGCUAUCAACUUUAGGACUGAAUAACUGACUGAUGUUCAUGAAAUUUAAAAAAAAAAAAAAAAAAAAACAAUAAAAAUUGCUUGGGCGGGAGAGGAAUAAUAUGAAAAGUUUUUCUGUAAUUAUGUUACUGUUAUGGCAGGAAGCUUUGAUGAUAAACUUGAUAAAGAUUAAUGUGAUAGCUCUUUUCCUUGUGGAA
Molecule: messenger RNA, 1940 nt
Organism: Carica papaya (papaya)
Lineage: Eukaryota; Viridiplantae; Streptophyta; Magnoliopsida; Brassicales; Caricaceae
Product: selenium-binding protein 1-like
Molecular function (GO): selenium binding
Source: RefSeq, a predicted model, not a curated record